Molecule: messenger RNA, 700 nt
Organism: Pelobates fuscus (common spadefoot toad)
Lineage: Eukaryota; Metazoa; Chordata; Amphibia; Anura; Pelobatidae
Product: bone marrow proteoglycan-like
Exons: 6
Coding region: 42-590 (182 amino acids)
Source: RefSeq, a predicted model, not a curated record
GAGAAAAUAACAACAAAAAGACCAAGAAGCUACUGAGAAGGAUGUGUACAUUUCUGUUGUUGCUGUGUUUGGUGGGGCAUAUCUCCACUCAAGAGUCUGGUGAUAAUGGUCAGGAAGACUAUGAAAUCCAAAACAAUAUAGAACCUUCCCCUCUAAGUCAAGACAAAUCUGAAGAUCAUCUGGAAGAUGUUCUGAUAUCUGAUAAAGGCACAGUUUCCAAAAUUUGUCCUGAGGGUGAUAACUGUAAAUCUUACAAAUUCUUUUACCAUCAUCGUAAUUUUCAUACAGCUCAGGGAAUCUGUAGACACUUUGGUGGGAAUCUCUGUUCAAUUCACAGCACACGGGCCAACAGACAGAUUUCGAAUUUCGUGAGGAGAGCACAUAAAGGUGUGACAUUGGUCUGGAUUGGUAUGAGGAACUAUGGAGGAAAUUCUCCAUUCAGAAAUGUAGAUGGAACUCGACUGGAUUACACCAACUGGGGAUGUGGGCUAUCUACCAGUAUUAGUAGGUGCGCUGCCCUCAAUAUUUACACUGGACAAUGGCAUACUUUCCAUUGUGGGAUACUUCUGCCAUUUGUUUGCACCUGCUAGCAAUGUUGUUGACCUGCAACUUACAACACAUUUUACUCUUCAUUGGCAUUCCAGACCCAACUUAAUAUGCAUUUUUUAAAACAUAUUUUCAAUAAAGUUUGAAGCAACAU